AAGGGGCUGAGCUGGACCCAAGGAAAGAAACAAUAAAUAUACAAAAACACACCCCUAAGCUAGACUAGCCUACUUUAACAACAACUAACUAACUAACCAAAAAUACAGUGGGUGGUCCGCCCAGUUCUAACUAGUGUAUUUAACAAAGUUCACCUACGGGUAGUGUAUGCCCAUGGGUGACUUGUCUUGGUUUCCCCCUUUUCCCACCAGCAAACAAACAAACACCAUAACCAAAAACAAUACUCACAGGUGAUGACAAAGUGCUAUGGAGGUGCUUUAAACAAAAGAGAGGUCAAGACACAAAGCGAGAGUGAAACACAGAGACCUACAGACAGGGGGAUUGAGCUAGAGAUGAGCUGCUGAGCUGAGCUUUAGAACAAACAAAUGAUGGGGUUUUUAAACCAUGGGGAAGGAACUGUGAUAGGUCAGGAAAUAGGAGGAGGUGUGUCUUCUGAUUGAUGAUUGAUUGUUGACUGAUUGGGGAGUGAUGGUUUUCACCUGUGAGGAGAGAAGGAGAGAAAAAAAACACACACAGGAUACACACACACACACACACACACACACAGGAUAACUGUAUCCGUAACAAUGUCCUUGCAGAGACCACAUGGUAUAUUCAAUUACAAACCAAAAUAAAACACAGCCAGGAAAAAGUUUGGAGUAAUGAAAACACGGAGGAGGCUAUAGGGUCAUGUCAAUCAGUAAUGGCAUAUGUAAUGUUUAAAGUACCAAGGUCCACCACAGGUGACAGAAAAAGUGGAAAGGUUCCUUCCCCCCGACCAAGGCCAGAGUGGCAUACGGCACUGCCAUUAGGAGUUAGAAGAAACUCCGGAGAUAACGUCACCCCAUUAGGCCAAACAUAGUUGUUGUUUUUUAGACGGAGGCAAAACCCCAGAGCAUGCAGAAGGUAGACGACGUCCUUAAUAGAUGCAGAGCCAACCAGGCUACAAAACCUGAUAUGACUGAAUACUUUGAGCUCCUGGAGAAGACGCUGGAGCAACAUGGGUUGAAGGAUAAACCUUGUCAGAUUUACAACUGUGCUGAGACAGGGUUCCAGAUGGAUGCAUCUAAAAGAAAGGUCCUUGCACCAAAGCGCUCAAAAAAUAAUUGCAUCCAGGCACUUGGUACACGUCACCGUGUGUCAGUACUGGCUUGCUUUAAUGCGGCUGGUGAAGAUGACCCCCCUUUCAAAAUUUUUGGAAAGAGAUUCCCAGGAGGACCUUACACCAAGGAAGGUACAGCUAAUGCUCUCUGGAACAUCGCCAUCAGGAUAGAUUGACUAUGAACUCUUCAGGGGGUGGUUUGGGAAUCAUUUCAUCAAGUAUGCUGUGAAAACACGCCCCCUGCUGCUGGUGUUUGAUGGAAACAAAAGUCACCUUGAUCCGGAGGUGAUUUAGGCAGCAAGAAAAUAAUGUUGUGCUCCUAGUUCUUCCUCCAAACAGCUCUCACGUUCUGCAGCCCCUGGAUUUGACCUACUUCUCUGCUUUGAAGACUGGGUUUUUCAAGGUGGUUGGAGACCGUUGCCACUUAAACUCCGUAGUCAUUUCCAAUAUGGACUUUCCCAUGGUUCUCCAUCAGCCGUACCAGCAAUGCAAAGAGCGGAAGAUUGUAAUCAGUGGGUUCAGAAAAGUUGGGAUCUUCCCCUUUAAUCCCAGUGCCAUAGAUUGGAGUAAAAUAGUUCCCUUGACAUCCAAAAAGCAACAGCCCCAAAAGACUGCGACUCCAUCAGCGCCACUCCAUCAGUGCCACCAUCAGCAGUAACUCCCAGCAAGUACAUGUCCAAACCCUGGUGGCAGCAGGACUGAAUAAUCCAGAAUUGGCUGAGGUCUUCACAGAGAUAGAUAAUUAAAAGAAGAUGGCACCAAGACCAAGUAAGAUGAAGACCCCACUGAAAGCUAGGGUUAUUACUGAGGAAGAGUAUGAGAGGGAGAUGAGACUGGAGUCGGCAAGGAAAAGAGACAGCAAGACACCGCCUCCUCGUAGCACAACCCCCCCCAAUGCCACGGAGACCCUCCAACCAGCCCUGCUACUUCUCCCUCAGAGGGUGAAACUGCAUCUCCCGCAGUCAAACAAACAAGUUAAUCCAGUAGAACUCCGAGUAGGUCACAUCAGAGUACUGAGGAGGGGAGAGACUGAGAACUGGAAGCUGAACAACAAAAUAGUAGAGGUCCUCAAACCAAGAGGGCUGGGUUGAGGCACAAGAGAUUGGACUAUGGUGAUAACUCCCAACGAUGAGGAUGGUUAUGGUAUCAAUCAAGCCUCAGCCAAGUCCCUGGUUCCCCAAAGCUUGCUCUCUCUGGCAAGGGUCCAACAGCGGAGGGGUUGCGUAGGGCAGCCUUUCCCCGGUCCAGGCCUGGUACUCCAGGGGUCCCUGUUCACCCACAUCCAGAAGCCACUGAAGAAGCAUGGACUGGUCCCUCUGGGCACGCUUUAAAUGAAUACAUUUCUGGAGCUGUUCAGUCUUAGACAGCAAGCUGGUGAGGUGACAUCCACCUGCGUCCCAGCCCCAGACCUGCAGGGCUCCACAAGGUCUUCGUCCCAGAAGAAGAGGAACUCCUUCCCAGGAGUGUGAAUCAUGUGAUGGAGAGAGUGAUGGCGAGGCACUAUGACUUUGACCUCACCUACAUCACUGAGCGGAUCAUUUCUGUCUUCUUUCUGCCUCACCUGGAAGAACAACGUUACCGUGGCAACCUACAGGAAGUGGCUGCUAUGCUCAAGUCCAAACAUCAAGAUAAGUUCCUGCUCUUAAACCUGUCUGAGAAGCGUCAUGACAUCACACGACUCAGCCCCAAGGUUGAAGACUUUGGCUGGCCCGACCUGCACGCCCCUCCGCUGGAGGGGAUCUGUGCCAUGUGUAAGGUCAUGGAGACCUGGCUGACCUCUGACCCCAGCAACGUGAUCGUCCUUCACUGCAAGGGAAACACAGGGAAGAUUGGGGUCAUUGUGGGUGCCUACAUGCACUACAGCAAGAUCUCUGCAGGAGCGGACCAGGCCCUAACCACUCUGGCCAUGAGGAAGUUCUGUGAGGAUAAAGUCUCCUCCUCGCUACAACCCUCCCAGAACAGGUAUAUGUACUACUUUGGGGGUCUGCUGUCGGGGGCGAUCAAGAUGAACAGCAGUCCUCUGUACCUUCACCAUGUUCUGAUCCCCAGCCUGCCCAACUUCCAGGCAGCAAGGGGAGGUUACUAUCCUUUCCUGAAGAUCUACCAGUCUCUACAGCUGGUCUACACCUCGGGCAUCUACGACCCCCAGGGCUCCAGGGCGAGGAAGCUGUGUGUGACGCUCGAGCCUGCGCUACUGUUGAAGGGGGACAUCAUGGUGAAGUGCUACCACCGGCGGCCGCGUGGCUCAGAGAGGGAGGCGGUGUUCAGGCUGCAGUUCCACACCUGUACCGUCCACGGAGCUCAGCUGUGGUUCGGCAAGGGAGAGCUGGACCUGGCCUGUGCAGAUGACCGCUUCCCUCCAGAUGCUACGGUGGAGUUUAUCUUCUCCUACGGCCCAGAGAAAAUGAAAGGGCGAGAGUACUGUAAGAAUGACCCAUCUGUUACAGUGGACUGCAACACCUCAGACCCAGUGAUGCGCUGGGACUCCUAUGAGAACUUCAAUCUGCACCACCAGGAUAGCACUGAAGACAUCUCCCACACGCGUGGUCCUCUGGAUGGCAGCCUGUACGCCCAGGUGAAGAAGCAUCGAGGCCGGGGUUCUCCCAAUGCAUGCUCCACAGGCAACCCCACAGCCAAGCCCCCUCCACCGGCCCAGCCUCAAUCUCAACCUCAGCCCCUGUCCCUCAGCUCCGACUCGGGACACUCCUCCACCCCCUCCGAACACAUGGAGGACCCCCCUCCUUGCCCCCUGUCCCGCCUGGAGAAUGAGAAGGAGGUGGUGGACUGUCUACUGCGGAGGGGGGAGGGUGGAGAGAGAGACAGGGCAAUGCAGAGGGAGAGGGACCGGGAAAUGGCAAUUUUGGAUGAUGGAGACUCUGUUCCAGAAGGAGGGCUGAGGCGGGAGCAGUGGUCAUGCCACGGUCGAAGAUGUCAGAGGUGUGGGGAGGCAUCGGGUUGGGAGAGGGAGCCGUGCUUUGCUAACGGACAUUGUAUGGCCCGCUGUAACAGCAGCACCAAGGGGAACCUAAAGAGCCGAGCAUUAUCCGCCUUACUCUCCCAGCAGCCGGUGUCUCCUCGCCCCCUGGAGCCCCAUCUGGACAUGUGCCAUCUCCAUAGUGCCCAUCCCCUGCCCAAGUUGCCGUGGGAAUGUCCCCCGCCCCCUUUACCCUGUCUCCAUCGGCCAUGCUACCCCUACCCCGCCCCUGAACACGCCCCCCCAAACUCCCACACCAUCCCGGCCUCCAAUAGGCUCUUCUACGGUGGAGAGGAGUGUCGGGUCUUUCAUUACCCCGCCACCCGCCCUGCCCCACCUCGCCUCUCCCACCAAUCCCUGCCCUCCAGCCCAUAUAGGGAGAUGUUUUUCAGCCCGGCGGCUCCUCCUCGCUCUGAUGGCUGCCCAUGCCGAGACUGCACCUGCAGGCAAGAGCACCAAUCGGCUUCAGCCAGAGCCUUCCACUCGCUGUGCCCGGACCAACCAGAGAGCCUGCACUGGCCCCGAGGGCAGGACUCUGAGCUGUGGGACAGGGAUACGGGGCUGAGGCGGCGGAGGGAGGGGCCUUAUCAACUAUGGGAGCCGGAUAAUUCGUGGGAGGCGGAGAGAGAGGCAGAGUUUUGGCAACAGAGGUCAGUGAGAGGGAUGUCACCCUAUAUAGGUUGUCACUCCCCCCUGGGUCAGGGUCCCGGGGACCCCAGCCCCCAACCCCUCCUGGACAACCCCGGUGGCAGCAGUGGGUACAACACACUCCUACCCCCCUGCCACUCCUACCCUUGCUCUCCCUACCAGCAGGACCCCCCCUCGGAGAGCCACGGGAGCCCGAGGUAUGCCUCGGGGUACCAGUCUGGGUCCACCUUACCCCUGCCCCCUGGUAGCCCAAACCCUGGUGACUCCCAAUCGGAACCACCCACCGACUUGCAGCAACAGACUGACACUUGUGCAUCAUAUAUGGUGCAAAGCAGUGUGGGUAUGGAGGACUCUUCUUCCCAGGGGUCGCUGGGGCAAAGUGAGAGGAAGCCAGAUGAACAGACAUUUGACGACACUGUAGAAGGUUCCCCCCUGAGUCCUCCAGAUGGUCGCCAGGAGCCAAGUCAAGGGCCCCAGCAGAUAGAGCCCCUCAGUGGGACCCCCAUUUAUGCAGAGCCAGCCUCCACCUCCACCAUCCUGGAGCUUAACACCAGUAGUAACAGUAGCACGCCGGAGAUCGAAAGGACACCGCACCAAGCUGUAAAAUCCACAACCACACCAUCGACAGAUUCACAAAAGCAAGGCAGUGACAGCUGUUCUAAAGAGUCCAUACAGAAGCUGAGUGAAUGUGUGAACCCUAGUGACUCACAACAAGUGCACAUGGAGGUGCACACUAUAAGUGCAAGUGUGCAUCCACCUCCCACUACAGCUGAGGAUGGGGAAUUGAAGGUCGCGGAGAAAGUACUAGAGAUGAGAGAGACUCAGACCGCUGCUGUCCCGAGCUCAAGGCAUUCAAUCGUCCCUGUCCAAGUGAAACUCAAUGGCAGCGGCUCACCCCAAUCAGGAAGAGGCUGCAGUGCAUCACCGAGCCCUUGCUCUGCCCCUCCCUCACCACACCUUUACAUUGGCUCCCCAGAGCGACGUCCCUCCCCUCAGCCCUCUCCAUUGGCCAUGGACCCAGCUGGGCGAAGACUUACCCCUGUGAGUGACAGUGACCCCAAAACCCCAUCCCCUGUCCCUGACAACACCCCCACCUUCCCCCUGGCGUCCUACUACUAUCCCCUUCUCAACAUCCCCCACAUCCCAUACUCGGGGUACACCGCUGUCACUAUCCCCGCCGCCCAGCCCCCACUCCCUGAAAAGAGGCGCCUGUCUUCCAUGCCAGGGUACCGCAGCGGGCAUGGCUCCCAGUCCAUCCUGAGUUCCUCCCUGGGUGCCAUAGGACCCAUGGGUACCUCUCCCCAAUCUAGCCCCCUCCACGUCACUGUCUCCCCCUCGGUGGGGGUGGGGGGACUGACGCCCCCUAUUGUCAGAGAGGAAAACAGCAAAGUCAAAUCCAAGUUUGUACAGGACAGCUCCAAGUUCUGGUACAAGCCUGGCAUCUCCAGAGACCAAGCCAUCGCUGUAUUGAAGGACAAAGAGCCCGGCUCCUUCCUGAUCAGGAACAGUAACUCCUUUCAAGGGGCCUACGGUCUGGCCCUCAAGGUGGCCAGCCAUCCUUCAAACAACAUCAACAACAACAUAGUGGUUGAUCAGGAGCAUCUGGUCAGACACUUCCUCAUUGAGACAGGCUCUCGCGGGGUCAAGAUAAAGGGCUGUCAGAAUGAGUCCUAUUUCGGAAGUUUAUCUGCCUUGGUGUACCAGCGCUCACUCAGCCCUAUCUCCCUGCCAUGCGCUCUAUGCAUCCCUGAGAAAGAUCUGGUCGGAGAGCUGCAAAGUGUCAGCAACACCAGUACGGCAGCUGACCUCCUGAAACAGGGCGCAGCCUGUAACGUGCUCUACCUAAACUCUGUGGAGACAGAGUCACUAACGGGGCCUCAGGCUGUCUCCAAGGCGACCAGGUGCACUCUGACCCAGAGCCCUCAGCCCAUGACCACCAUGGUCCACUUCAAAGUGUCCACUCAGGGCAUCACACUGACCGACAAUCAAAGGAGACUCUUCUUCAGGAGACACUACCCCAUCAACAGUGUGACCUUCAGCAGCGUGGAUCCUCAGGACAAGAGGUGGACUAAUUCUGAUAACAAGUCAAGCAAGGUGUUUGGUUUCGUGGCCAGGCGGACUGGCAGCACAUCGGAGAAUGUGUGUCACCUGUUUGCCGAGAUGGACCCAGAGCAGCCGGCUGUGGCCAUCGUCAACUUCAUCAACAAGGUCAUGCUGGGGCCCCAGCAGCAGCAACGCAGAUGAGUUAGGACUCCCAGGGGCCACAGAGAAAGGGCAUAACUGGGUGUAAAUCGGUGUGUGGAAGGAAAUUGGUGGUUUGGGUAUGUGUGUUUUUGCAUGUUUGAAGACAGCUGUCAACUGGUGAGGAACCGGAUUGGGCACAAUCAUGUCCAUCAGGACGGUAUAUUACAAAGGUACAGAAUAACUUUUGAGGUGAUAGCUUUAAGCUUUUCCUCUACAAUUGAGUGGAUUAACACCACCUCUGCCAGGGGAGAUUUUCCAUUUCAUUAUUUUGUAACGUCAAUUCAGUUACUGUUUGCCAUCACCUUUCAUUUAAUCAUGUUAUUCAUGACUAUGAAGUAUUUGUCAUUUUAAAUAGGAAAGCCUUGUAAAAGCCUGUACGGUGUCAAUGACUACCCAGUUUGCACACAUGCAGAUAUGGAAAAUCACUUGUUUUGUUGGUCAGUAUUAUGUUACCCAAUGUCUGUAUAGUCAACCUCUUUGAAGAGAAAACAGUCCGGAAGGGGAUUAUACAGUAAAUACACGUUGUGGACAAAACAUUAAGAACACCUGCUCUUUCCAUGACAGACUGACCAGGUGAAUCCAGGUGAAAGCUACGACCCCUCAUUGAUGUCCGUUGUUAAAUCUACUUCAAUCAGUGUAGAUGAAGUGGAGGAGACAGGUUAAAGAAUUAUUUUUAAGCAUGGAGACAAUUGAGACAUGGAUUGUGUAUGUGUGCCAUUCAGAGGAUGAAUGGGCAAGAAAAAAAAUGUAAGUGCCUUUGAACAGGGUAUGGUAGUAAGUGCCAGGCACACCGGUUUGUGUCAAUAACUGCAACGUUGCUGGGUUUUUUCAUGCUCAACAGUUUGUAUCAACAAUGGUCCACCACACAAAGGCCAUCCAGCCAACUUGACACAACUGUGGGAAGCAUUAGAGUCAACAUGGGCCAGCAUCCCUAUGGAACGCUUUCAACACCUUGUAGAAUCCAUGACCUGACGAGUUGAGGCUGUUCUGAGGGAAAAGGGGGGGGUGCAACUUUAUAUUAGGAAGGAGUUCUUAAUGUUUUAUACACUGUGUGUAUGUGUGUGUAAUGGAAUGUCAGAAAUAGGAAGCGGAUUGGGAGUCAUUUUACUGCAUUUAUAGUUGCACUGAAAGGUCAGCAUUUCCUGGGUCAUGUUCAUUAAUAACCAAACAAACUGAAACAGGGAGGGACUACCUGGACUUGCUGUUGGAAAGGUUUUCCUUGCGUGUCCUAAUGAACAUGUCCAUAGUCUUUGUUAUGGUUUCUUUUUUUAAUUCACACACAAUAUCCCAAAUAAUAUUUUCCACACCUUAAAAUAGCUUUUCUACAUGAUGUUUAUGCAUUAUUAAUGAUUGUGCAUUAUGCAGUUUAGUGUAGCAAUUAAUAAAUGUGAGCAUGUAAGUGAUAUUGGUCUCGCAUUGAGAAUCAGGAAAGAAUCCUUCCCCCGAUAAACUUGUUUUUGAUAUGAUAUCAAACUAUAUUUCAUAUGCAAAUUAAAUCAACCUGCUAAUGAACCAUGCAGUCAACUGUAGCUUUAAAAUAGUCCCAGCUCAACAUGCUUCACAGAAUGGGAUACAGCAAGAAAAGGACCAUAACUGAAUAGUUGUAUGAUCUUAUUUUUAAUGUGUUAUCUUGGAGAAAGAAGUCACUUACUGGAAUCUGAGGACAACUAUAAUAUCACAUUAGAAAAAGUCAUCCAUCAACACUAAAGGGGUACAAAUUCGUAUUGUCUAAUUGCCUAGGUAUGCAAAUCAGUUUCACUGAAGCCAAAGACAAUAACCAAGCACUCAUAUUUUGUUUUGUAUAUGUAUACUGCAUUAUUGAGACUUGGUUAUUUUAUACUCUUUUUGCUGUUUUGUUGUUAUCGAGUGUUUUCUAUGAAAAAAACAUAUUUUUCACAUGACAGAAAUAAUAUAUUUUAAGUGUCUGAAAAAGUUUAUAGGCCUACACAUGGUGUAAGAAAAACAUGUAUCUUUUUUAACUGAAAAUCUAGUAAAUAAAAUGGUUAAAUUAAUUAUGUCUGCCUUUAUUGCAAUUCCCUCUGAAAAAUUUGAUAUUUCCUUGGGAUUUUAUUAGAUCCAGCAAAAUAGGCCUGUGGUGGUAGACUAUUUAUGGGGAUAUCAAAGAAUGGAUGAGACCACAAAUUCACAUUCAUCCAUGAUUUAAAUCUGAGAUAUAACUACCAUUAAUUGUAAUGUUAAUAAGAUGGGCAAUUUAUAAAUUGUGUGACGAAGGAUAUUUUAAAUCAAAAGGACGAGGUCCUACCGAGAUUUGAACUCGGAUCGCUGGAUUCAAAGUCCAGAGUGCUAACCAUUACACCAUAGGACCGCUCUCGGCUUAAACCUCUACAACUAGUGCUGUUAUACAGUCGUUGCUAUUCUACCCCGUAAACAAAUUGCUCGCUCGCUCGUGUUUUAGUAACGCUAUUCAAGUUUGUAGUUGCAGCUUUAACAGCAGCAAUUUACAACGUGGAAUUGCAAAAAGAUUACAAGCCUAAAUGUGGGCAAAAGAAAAAGACAUGGUUAGCUAGCAAACGAAUUAUCUAGUUGACCAGCUACUGAAUAGAGCAGCAACAGUGGCUAGCUUUCCCCUCGUAGUUUUCUGCUAGUUAUCUACGUACAGCUAGAAAAUAACACCGAUCUUAUUAAUUAAUUCGUCCUCGAUUCUAUUUUCACAAUUUUAAUCGCUAGAUGAGGGUUUCUCCUAGCAAACAAACGUCACCAUCCAGCUAACGUCAGCAUAGUUAGGCUAUCUGUUAGCUAGCUAGCUACAUUGAACCAAAAAGGCAUUACGGUUCGUAAAUGUUGAAGACGAAUACUGGUUUCUGCUGGACAUAAUACGGCAUACAACUAGGAAAGUUCAAUUUGCGUAGCUAGCUGCGCUGCAAGUGUGUAUGAUGCAUGUUCAUGAUGGUAUUGCUUCCGGCCCUGGUUAUGUUGCAGCUGACAUAUACAGCCCUUCUGAGUGGGAUAGAUGCCGCGUUCACGUUAAGGUCGUAACUAUUUAUUAUUAUUAUUAUUAUUAUUAACAACAAAUCAAUACAGGAAGUAUAAAUAAUAUACAAAGGACAAUUGGGCUUGGGGCGGGGCUAGGGGGUAAAAUAUCACAUUACACAAGGACUUUAAGGGACAUACAGGCAGUUAACCCACUGUUCCCAGGCCGUCAUUGAAAAUAAGAAUAUGUUCUAAACUGACUUGCCUGGUUAAAUAAAGGUAAAAUAAAAAUAAAAUACAUACACUUAUAAUUCUAACAGCUUUUUUGUUAGUAGAGCAUUUCAUUGUCUUAAAAUUCAGUUCAAUUUAUUUUUGUAAGGUAAGAAAAUGUGGUGUUUUGUUUGUAAAAUUUACAUUUGUGAAUAUGAAAUUUG
Molecule: messenger RNA, 10331 nt
Organism: Oncorhynchus keta (chum salmon)
Lineage: Eukaryota; Metazoa; Chordata; Actinopteri; Salmoniformes; Salmonidae
Product: tensin-2-like
Exons: 27
Coding region: 2578-6966 (1462 amino acids)
Biological process (GO): peptidyl-tyrosine dephosphorylation
Molecular function (GO): protein tyrosine phosphatase activity; protein binding
Source: RefSeq, a predicted model, not a curated record